This is a messenger RNA of Ogataea haglerorum, 867 nucleotides long. RefSeq lists its product as uncharacterized. Lineage: Eukaryota; Fungi; Ascomycota; Pichiomycetes; Pichiales; Pichiaceae. Bases 1 to 867 code for a protein of 288 amino acids. The record is from RefSeq and is a predicted model, not a curated record. The transcript has a single exon.
AUGGGCUAUCCAGACGUUAUAGGUGGCGUUUCCAGAAAGGUUUGCUCUGGAAUUUACACGCACUCGUGCCGUUUCCUCAGAGCCAAUCACUUUGAAAUUGGCGGCCGUAUGGCCGUGAUCGCUUGUCCGCAAUCGUUCAUUGUUUGGUCUGCAAUUCCAUACGACGAAAAAACCAUUGAUUCGUUGAACAAAGCCAUGGUGGAAGGAGGCGAUAUUAAAACAGACGAGUCUUUUGUCCAGAAGGUGUCACAUCUAAUUAUCCCCGACGGCGAACAUACUAUGGCUGUGCAGAGUUGGAAAGCCAAGCUCCCUAACAUCAGAAUCGUGGGAUUCGAAGGCCUCAAACCAGAAAUUGCCAAAGUGGCCGAUAUUGUGAUUCCUGAGAGUGCAGGCUGGAAGAUUCUUCGCACCGACGAUUUGAGUGCCUUUGGCUUCGACGAGGCAAAAGAUGUGGCAUUGGCAGAUGCCAAGCUGCAAUUUAUGUUCUGGCCAAAAGUGUCUAACAAAGAACUUCUUGUGUUUAGCGAACCUCACAAAGCAGUCUUUGCUGCUGAUGUCAUCUUUAAUCUCCAGCAUAACAAUAGAAGGAUCCCAGAGUCAGAUCUUUAUAACGAACAAUUCGAGGGCAAGGAGCCAUUCCGGCUAAUGCAAAGACUUUUUUUCAAGAACGCGUUCAGCUUUGGAACUGGAUUUAACAAAUUCCUUGCGAAACGAAUGGUUGCUGACCCUGUUAGCUUCUCGCCUGCUUUCAAAGAGCUGAUUGCCAAAUGGGAUCCAACCAAGAUCAUUAUUUGUCAUGGCGAUGUGAUUGAGCGCGAUGGUUCAGCCGUUUUCAAGAAAACUUUUGGUCACAUUGUUAGAGAAUAG